This is a messenger RNA of Setaria italica (foxtail millet), 2322 nucleotides long. RefSeq names its product protein NRT1/ PTR FAMILY 8.3. The record is from RefSeq and is a predicted model, not a curated record. Gene Ontology annotation, cellular component: membrane. Gene Ontology annotation, molecular function: transmembrane transporter activity. The transcript is spliced from 5 exons. NCBI's taxonomy places the organism in Eukaryota, Viridiplantae, Streptophyta, Magnoliopsida, Poales, Poaceae. The coding region runs from base 214 to 2037 and encodes 607 amino acids. Gene Ontology annotation, biological process: transmembrane transport.
AUUCCACCAACCUAUCUUCGUCAGUGCCUGCGGCCUUCCUAUAUAGAGCCUGCCGUGCCGCAGCUUGGCACCAGCACCUAGCUAACCGGAGCAGCCAGCGGCCGGAGCCCGAACAGAGCAAGGCGGCGCCGAAGCGCGCGCCGACGAGAAGCACGGCGGCUCUGUUAACGGGAGCUCGCACCCGAUCCCAAGAGCUCGUACCUCUCGAUCGCCAUGGAUGCGGGGGACGCCAUGGAGAGGGGCGAGCGCGCGUCGUCACUCCGGCCCAAGCUUCUCGCUCUCCCAUCAAAACUCAGAGACUUCAGACGCUCGCCCUCCCUGUCCCUGGGCACUCCGCGCCACCUGACACCCCGCACGCCGGAGCGGCAACUAUCCCUUGGAGCGAGGAGCACACCGUACGGGCGGACACCCCGCACGCCGGCUGGGCUGCGAUGGAUUGGAGCGACGAGCCCGGGACCAGGAGACACGGAAAAGGGGCACGGUCCAGAGACUCAGGACGAUAGCUUGCAAGUGCCGCUCCUGAGUGAUGAAAAAUGCGUUGGCAGCAAAGCGCCAUUGGUUGUUCUCGGGUUCGAGUGCUUGGACAGCAUAGCGUUCAAUGGCAUCUCGACGAACUUGGUGAUGUACCUGGAGACCGUCCUCCACGGCAGCAACGUGGCCAGCGCCUCCAACGUCACGAUGUGGUUCGGCACCAGCUUCCUGACACCGAUCUUCGGCGCCAUCAUCGCCGACGCCUUCUGGGGCAACUACAUCACCAUCCUCGUCUCCCUCACCAUCUACGUUCUUGGGAUGAUCCUGGUGACCACCUCCGCAUUCCUGCCCACUGCCACGGUGCUCGGCGGCGGCUCUGUGUUUGGCGCGCACACCGUAGCGUUCGUGGGGCUGUACCUCGUCGCGAUCGGAAGCGGCGGGGUGCGGGCAUCACUGCUGCCAUUCGGCGCGGAGCAGUUCGACGACGACAAUGCGGUGGACCGUGAGAGCAAGUUGUCCUUCUUCAGCUGGUUCUACCUCUGCGUCGACUUCGGCCCGAUCGUCUCUGGCCUGUUCAUCGUGUGGAUCCAGGAGAAAGUCAGCUGGGGCCUCGGCUUCGGCAUCUCCACCGCCUGCAUCGCGCUCGCCUUCGGCGCCUUCGUGCUCGCCACGCCCAUGUUCAAGCGCCCCAUGUCCACCGGCAAGGUGUCCGCCGACGCUGGCAUGCUCGACGAAGUCAGUGAUAAGGUGGACAUCAUCUCCGAGUCGGGCUUUAAGGAUAUAGCGGAGGAGGCGGGUUCGUCGUGGAAUCUUCGAGCCAUGAUGCAGGGGGAGGAGCUCAAGAUCCUGCUGCGCCUACUGCCCAUCUGGGUGACCGCCGUCAUCCUCUCCUCGGCGUACACGCAGAUGAACACCACCUUCAUCCAGCAGGGCAACGCCAUGAACCUGUCCGUCCUGUCAGUGAAGGUGCCAGCGGCGACGAUGGGCUCGUUCGAGGUGGUCUGCGUCCUGACAUGGGUGCUGCUCUACGGCAAGGCGAUCGUGCCGGCGCUGAGGGGAUGCGGAUUCUCGUUUGGCGGCCACGGCGAGCCGUCGCAGCUGCAGCGCAUGGGCGUCGGUCGGAUCCUUAUGGCUCUGUCGAUGGCCGUUGCGGCGCUCGUGGAGAUGAAGCGGCUCGCCAGCGCGGCGCGCGGCGAGGAGAUCACCAUCGCGUGGCAGAUCCCCCAGUACUUCUUCCUGGCCGGCGCGGAGGUGUUCUGCUACAUCGCGCAACUGGAGUUCUUCUACGCCGAGGCGCCGGACACCAUGAAGAGCACGUGCACGUCGCUGGCGCUGCUCACCAUCGCGCUGGGCAGCUACCUGAGCUCGUUCAUCUACGCCAUCGUGGCGGCAUUCACGGCCACAGCGGGCAGCCCAGGGUGGAUCUCCGACAACCUCAACCAGGGACACCUCGACUACUUCUUCUGGGCCAUGGCAGCCAUGUGCACGCUCAACUUCGUCGUGUACAGCGUCUUCGCCAAAUACUACAAGCCCAAGAAUCAAGACUCUGCUCUCAUAGUCUCAUGAGUCAUGAUUAGCAGCUUCUCGUCUUGUCCACUGCAUUGUUGCGCAUUUGCCAAGUUGUGUGAUAUGUGAAGGGUAAUCAGCAAGUUGUGGCUCGACGGCUGGUACUUCUAUCCAUAAGAAAUGUACAGAGCACAGGUACUGUAGGAAGAAAACACAGGAUUUUUCCCUUUUGUGUUUUCCGGUUUUGAAAGAAGGAAAAUGUUUUUUUUUUCUAAAAGAAUGCGAACUUUUGUCACUUCUGUUCUGUCUCAUACAGUUGAAAAGAUUACAUGGCAUCAAUGUCAA